AUGAAGAUACUUACAACUCACUGGCUGCGCAUGAACUUCGCGCGGCUCUGCUCUUAUUGCACCACUUCCCACCCGUCGAAAAUAUUUGAACUAAGAGACGAGCGCAAGGACAGCUUCUCAGAGCCGAAUACUCAGGUUCGAGUUACAAGGUCCGGGAAAAUCUACAACUUCAUUGGCUGCUUAGUUGCAGCGGCCCUUUACUGCUAUACUACAUUGUAUUGGUCCGACUAUCUCUACACUUUCGACACAAUCAUCACGGUUUACCUAGCAGAACAGUGCGGCUGGGACAAUGAAAGAGUUCGUCGAAGCAUUCAGAAACAGGAAGGAAUGAAAGGCAACAUCCAUUUCAGUCUGAGCGUGGCAGAAAAAGGAGAACACUAUACACGUUCUGACCGCUCGUCAGAGCUUGAAUAUGGUUGUAUUGCUGCCAUCGUAGGAUAUCGUGAGGAUCCUAUCAUCUUCAUAAAAGCUCUCCAGAGCUACAAAGAUGCUGAGGGAUGUCAGUUUGUACUUACUUGUAUCGAUGGCAAUGAAGCAGAAGAUCAAGUCAUGGUUGACGUUUUUCGAAAGGCCUAUCCCAGUAGCUCGGCCGUCAUCGAUCUUCCCAUUCCACUAGUGGAUGUUGCGCUCCAAAUGGAGUGCGAUGCUGAAACGUGGAGGAAAGACAUAAUUCUCAUUGAGAAAUGCAUAAUACUUGCUAAGCAGACGCUAUUUGAUCACGAGAUACAUCUCACAGGACCCGAUGCCAUAACACAUCUCUGUGUAACACAACCCCAUAUGCACAAGAAGGGGAUCAUGUUCACCUCUUUCAUCGUCUGCUUUGCUCUUUCCGAGCUUCUCGAUAUCGAAUACGUGUGGACCUCCGAUUCUGAUUCCAUGGUCUACAAAGACACCAUUAUGAGAACAAUCCAGACCAUACAUGGAGACGACAAGUGCGCAGGAGCCAGUACUGCACUGAACAUCCAUAAUCGAAAGGAUAACCUUGUCACGACGUUGGGGAACACGAUUUACUUGAAUGAUCUACAUCUUUCGAGGUGUUUCUCAAGUGCCGUCGGCGCCAACGACUGCCAGAGCGGACCUUGUGCUGCAUUCCGUAUCGAAGCCAUCAAGCCCGAGUUACUAGCUUGGUACAAGCAGACCAUCUUUGGACAUUGGAUGAUUGUCAACGAAGAUCGACACAUGACAACCCGCCUCCUUCUCCAAGGCCAUCGUGUUCGCUACAUCUCACAAGCAGUGACCGCUACCGAAACGCCCGUCACGCUCCGCCGCUGGCUCCUACAGCAAGUCCGCUGGGCCCGCGCCGUGCACAUUGAGUCCUACGCUCAUCCAACCAUGUACCUCAACCAGCCGCCCUUAUUCUUCUAUGCCGCGUUGCGUCGAGAGAUAACAUCCUUUGUCAUAUUCACGACGGUGGUUUCUUACUUCUUCCUCGGCGUCAGCCCUUUUAUGCGGUUCAUACCGAGAGACUACGUGGUAAAGUUUCUCUUGACCGCGAUUUAUCUAAAGGCAAGGAACCCGAUUAAUCCUACCUGGGGCGAGUGGGUCUGGUCAGUCCCCGCCGCUUUAUUCUAUAUGAUACCGCUACCAGCAAUCCAAGCUUGGAGUUUUGUAACCAUGCUUGCUAAUGAAUGGGGUACGUCGAUGCGGGGGGAAUUGCAGACACAAGAGAGACACAGAUGGACAGAACUGAAGAAAAAGGUAUGGGAAGUAGGAUUCUUUGUUGUUUGGAUGGGCGUCGUUGGCGGGGUGAUGUGUCGUUAUAUCAGCUCAGAGACGGGGCUGGACGGUUGGACGAGCCUGGUAUGUACAGGUGUGGGUACGACGAUCAUGUGGACUGCUUUUGGGUAUUGGAUCGUUACUAUCAAGGAAUGA
Molecule: messenger RNA, 1872 nt
Organism: Alternaria burnsii
Lineage: Eukaryota; Fungi; Ascomycota; Dothideomycetes; Pleosporales; Pleosporaceae
Product: hyaluronan synthase
Exons: 3
Coding region: 1-1872 (623 amino acids)
Biological process (GO): extracellular matrix assembly; hyaluronan biosynthetic process
Molecular function (GO): hyaluronan synthase activity
Source: RefSeq, a predicted model, not a curated record